Molecule: messenger RNA, 992 nt
Organism: Neurospora hispaniola
Lineage: Eukaryota; Fungi; Ascomycota; Sordariomycetes; Sordariales; Sordariaceae
Product: acyl-CoA N-acyltransferase
Exons: 2
Coding region: 319-894 (191 amino acids)
Biological process (GO): protein acetylation
Molecular function (GO): N-acetyltransferase activity
Source: RefSeq, a predicted model, not a curated record
CCCCCGCCAAAACCCCAAUCGGAGGUCUCCGCCCGUCGUUUGUAGGUUGUCACGGCAUCGGCGCCAAUCCCGUCCUCCUCCAGGCGCUGGUCACCGGAAGGGCGCGGAGUGGAGUUCGGGGGUGUGUCACUGCCCCGCCUCGGCUGACAGUCCGGAGGCGGGAGGUCCACUUAUUUUUUCGAGUCAUCACGGCCCCGGCUUCCAUCGGGUUCCUACAAGUAGACAUUUAUACGGCCCAAUCCCGUCCCCGUCUUCCGGAUCCGAAUUGCCACUUCCACCUCGUGUGAAACCCAACCAAGACACCAAGACAACUUCACAAUGGCUUCCACUGCUCCUGUUGUCCGCCACGCCAGGCGCGAGGACGUCCCCGCCAUCCUCGGCCUCAUCCGCGAACUAGCCGACUACGAACACGCCCUCGACAGCGUCGAAGCCACCGAAGCAACCCUAGCGGCAACCAUCGCCUUCGCCCCUUCCGAUCCCUCCGUCGUCUCCCCCAACCCUGAGACUGGCCUGCCCAUCACCGAACCCGUCUCGCCCUCCAAGCCCGCCCGCUGCCUGGUGCUGACUGACCCUGACUCGGGAGUCGUCGUCGGCAUGGCGCUUUACUUUUACAACUACUCGACGUGGCGGGCGCGCCCUGGUAUCUUCCUCGAGGAUCUGUAUGUCAAGCAGAGCGAGCGGAAGAAGGGGUAUGGCAAGCGGUUGUUGGUGGAAUUGGCGAAGGAGGUGGAGGCCAUGAAGGGAGGCAGGCUUGAGUGGAACGUGCUCAAGUGGAAUGAGCCGAGUAUCAAGUUUUAUGAGAGCGAGGCGAUUGGGGCGCAGAUGAUGAGUGAGUGGGUGGGUAUGAGAGUCGAUGGAGAGGGACUGCCCAAGUUGGCCAAGUUGUUGGACUAGAUGGUUGGUUGAGGUCUGGAAAAAUAUACCCAUGGUUGGAAAGGGCAGGUUGACACCUAAACAAAGGAAGUUUGUGUUGUGGUGCUUUUGACCAUGAA